This is a messenger RNA of Chiloscyllium plagiosum (whitespotted bambooshark), 725 nucleotides long. NCBI's taxonomy places the organism in Eukaryota, Metazoa, Chordata, Chondrichthyes, Orectolobiformes, Hemiscylliidae. The record is from RefSeq and is a predicted model, not a curated record.
GGGUUGGUGCCUCUGAGACUGAGGAGAGACUUCUCCACAAGUUGUUUGACUCCUACAAUCUCAAUGUGCGACCAGCGCAGGCAGCAGACGAGAGAGUGACGGUGAGAGUGGGGAUGACCCUCUCACAGCUGAUCAGCCUGAAUGAAAAGAGUGAGGAAAUGACCACCAACGUCUUCAUGAAUCUGGCCUGGACGGAUUAUCGACUGAGGUGGGACCCAAAGGAUUACAGAGGUAUUGAUGUUCUUCGGAUUCCCUGCGGCAAAGUGUGGCUCCCUGACAUCGUGCUGCUGAACAAGUUAGUGACGUUGUUACGCAUACCGAUAGAGAACGGCGAGUGGCAAAUCCAGCACAAACCCUCGCGCAAGAACUUCCUGAGUCACGACCCGAGCUAUGAGGACAUCACCUUUUACCUCAUCAUCCAGCGCAAGCCCCUCUUCUACAUCGUGAACAUCAUCAUUCCCUGUGUCCUCAUCAGCAUUUUGGCCAUCUUGGUGUUCUACCUCCCUCCUGAUGCAGGUGAGAAGAUGACUCUCUCAAUCUCCGUACUGCUGGCCCUCACUGUUUUCCUGCUGCUGCUGGCUGACAAGGUUCCAGAGACCUCACUGGGAGUCCCCAUCAUCGUCAACUACCUGAUGUUCACCAUGAUCCUGGUCACCUUCUCAGUCAUCCUCAGUGUGGUGGUCUUAAACCUUCACCAUCGUUCCCCAACCACACACGCCAUGCCC